AUGGCAUCGAAUCCGCCGUCGUCCCUCUUCCAGGUGUAUCUCCGCCUCCGGCCUCCAAUCUCACAGCAAGCCGACCAGCCCGAACGCUGCCUGACCGUUGAAGAGCCGGACGCCUCACAUUCGUCCAAUGAUGGGUCCAGUCCAGCCUCAGCCCCGACGCAUAUCACAACACAGCCCCCCAGCGACGCCCGGAAGCGGGGAGUCGAGAGAUUCGGCUUCACUCAGGUGUUUGACGAGUCGGCAACACAGCUCAAUGUCUUUGAAGACACUGGCCUACAGUCCUUGGUCAAGGGUGUCUUGUUGGAGCAAAGGGAUGGAUUGGUCGCAACACUAGGGGUGUCAGGAAGUGGCAAGAGCCACACCAUUCUAGGCUCCAAGACGCAGAGGGGAAUUACUCAGAUGAGUUUGGAUGUGAUAUUCAAGUCAUUGGCCUCUACAAUCAAGCCGCCUGAGAAUUCGAUCCCUCCUUAUCUUUUGGCAUCCGUGUCCGCUUCCGACGCCUCAGAAUCUCAGAUGUUCACAGCACAGACGUUUCUCGAUGCAGUAUACGGCGAGUCCGACCGUGGCAGGAAUUCAAGGGCCCAGACGCCUUUGAGCUCAACCCGAGCUCACACCCCAAUGGCGGUAUGGAAAUCACCUCUCCUGAACCCACUUCAAAGGAUCCCAAACUUAUACCCCGGUCAAUGGGGUUUGUCCCAAUACCUCUAUAAACCGGCGUCACUGGCCUGGACCAAGACGACUACCUCAAGCUCCAACGCUCUUCAAGUAACAGCCUCGGACAGCCAUAGUCCCUCACCACUGCCCAGAAAUCACCAACCUAGCACUGCUGAGUUACAUGAUGCUAAUGUCGGCUCAAUAAAGGACCCCAUGCCCGCUCUCAUUUUCCCUCGUCGACACGCGCCCAUGAGAGCUAGCACUCUGCCCCGAUCACCUGAUGUGAGCCAUCUCACGCUCGAACUGAACCCCCAUUCCGAGUACAUUGUUUUGGUGUCUAUGUAUGAGGUGUAUAACGACCGGAUCUUCGAUCUUCUUUCACCCGCCAUCGUGCCCGGCCAGGGAAGUGCCGUUUCUCGCCAGGGGGCGUCAUCUCAGAAAGAGCGCAGAAAGCACUUGUACUUCAAAUCGACCGAAGGGUCGCCUGACCGGAAGGUUGUCGCCGGGCUACGAAAGAUCGCCUGUAGCACUUACGAAGAAGCGUUGGCAGUCCUCGAAGUUGGCCUUACUGAGCGUAAGGUGACUGGAACUGGCGCGAACAGCGUCAGCUCCCGUAGCCAUGGCUUCUUCUGCCUCGAAGUCAAGCGGAGAAUGCGAAACAAACGGACCGGGGAAGAGACUUGGAUAGGAAAUACUCUCACUGUUGCGGAUCUUGCUGGAUCUGAGCGAGCGAGGACUGCAAAGACGGCUGGCUCCACCCUGGUAGAGGCAGGCAAGAUCAACGAGAGUCUGAUGUACUUGGGACAAUGCCUGCAAAUGCAGAGUAGUAAUCAAGAAGGGAAUAAGACCGCUAUGGUUCCUUACAGACAGUGCAAGCUUACGGAAUUAUUGUUCUCGAAUUCCUUUCCGUCACAGCAGACAGCAAGCAUGAAUCGGAAUCCGCAAAGAGCCAUAAUGAUCGUAACUGCCGAUCCAUUAGGUGACUACAAUGCCACGUCACAAAUCCUGCGAUACUCAGCUUUGGCCCGCGAGGUCACUGUCCCUCGAGCCCCGUCUGCCGAGUCAUUACUAUCAAGUACUCUCGGCUCUCGGACAGGGUCCAAUGGUCGUCAUUCGCCGCAACUUGGUUUGGCUGAAGACCUCGAAAAGGCACUCGCUGAUAUUGAGUGGCUGACGGCAGAGAAUGAGAGACUUGGCCUACGACUGACAGAAGAGGAAAUGUUGAGGGCCGAGACUGAAACAGCACUCAUUGUCAGUGAAGACAGAUGUCUUCUCAUCGAGCAAGAGGUGCGAGAAGAGUGCUGGGCCGAGAUGGAAGAGCGCAUGGAGCAAGAGAGAAAGAGAUGGCAGAGCGCAUGGGACGAGCAGACUGGUCACAAUGAUGAUCACAUCGACAAGAAGAUCGAGCUCCUGUCCCGAGGAUUCCAAAUCCACGAAGAUCCUCAGCCAUCCUGCGAUGAACGGGUUGAAGAGCUUGAAUUCGAAAACGACCAGCUGCGCAGCAGAAUCACGGCUCUGGAGCGUGAACUGCACUGCAGAUCGCCCACAAAGAAAUCCAAGUCCAAGAACACUGCGCUGGAAUCCUCGCGCAAUGCCAACAUCCUCGGUCGUGAGAGCGAUAUCGAAGUUGCGCUCCGCAAGAUGGACCAGCUGAAACUCGCCGAUAGCAUGUUCAGAGGUCCCGUUGUCGAUUCACCCGGCAAGAAACAAAGGAAGAUGGCAACCCGGAAAUGGGACCUUGCGCCGGAGGACGAUCUUUAA
Messenger RNA from Aspergillus mulundensis, 2415 nucleotides. Its product is annotated as kinesin family protein. The transcript is spliced from 6 exons. Gene Ontology annotation, cellular component: kinesin complex; nucleus; microtubule. The record is from RefSeq and is a predicted model, not a curated record. NCBI's taxonomy places the organism in Eukaryota, Fungi, Ascomycota, Eurotiomycetes, Eurotiales, Aspergillaceae. The coding region runs from base 1 to 2415 and encodes 804 amino acids. Gene Ontology annotation, biological process: microtubule-based movement. Gene Ontology annotation, molecular function: microtubule motor activity; microtubule binding; ATP hydrolysis activity.